Molecule: messenger RNA, 2894 nt
Organism: Centropristis striata (black sea bass)
Lineage: Eukaryota; Metazoa; Chordata; Actinopteri; Perciformes; Serranidae
Product: zinc finger protein ZFP2-like
Exons: 4
Coding region: 41-2374 (777 amino acids)
Source: RefSeq, a predicted model, not a curated record
GUAGCGAUGACUAAAUGUGUUUAAGUUGUAUUAAGCAACAAUGACUACAAUUGAGAGUUUGAGACAGUUUGUCAGCGAGCGGCUGGCAGCUGCUGCAGAAGAAAUAUUCGGAGUUAUUGAGCAAACUGUCGUCGUUUACGAGGAAGAGAUCGACCGUCAGCGCAAACUGCUGGAUAUCGUCUGGAAACCCAAAGUAAAGUUACACAGAAUAGAGCUCCAACAGCAGCAUCUCUGUAAGGAGGAGGAGGUUCUUGCCGGCCAGCCGCUCUGUAUUCAGGAGAGCAACUCCAGUCCGGAUCAAGAAGACCCAGAUCCUCCACAGAACAAAGGGGAACAGCAGGAACUCUGCACCGGCCAGGAGGGAGAGCAGCUUGUCCUGAAGCAGGAGACUGAUGCCAGUAUGUUGACUCCUACUCAUGAGGAAAGUGACCACGGUGAAGCUCAGACUGUGAACUUGAGUAUUGAUAAAACUCAGAAUGCGGUGGAGGAGAUGCCCGCUGAGAGCCAAGAUCAGAACGGAGGCCAGCAUGGGGACUCAGGAUCAGCUAGAAAUGCAGAGCCACAACUAAAGAGGAGACUUCGCAAAAACAGAAGUCACAGUAACAAUGUAAACAACGCUGACAUGUCGGAGAUUCACCGCAGAACUCGGACAGAGCUCCAACAGCAGCAUAUCUGUAAGGAGGAUGAGGUUCUCGCCAGUCAGGAGGGAGAGCAGCUUGUCCUGAAGCAGCAGACUGAUGCCAGUAUGUUGACUCCUACUCAUGAGGAAAGUGACCACGGUGAAGCUCAGACUGUGAACUUGAGUAUUGAUAAAACUCAGAAUGCGGUGGAGGAGAUGCCCGCUGAGAGCCAAGAUCAGAACGGAGGCCAGCAUGGGGACUCAGGAUCAGCUAGAAAUGCAGAGCCACAACUAAAGAGGAGACUUCGCAAAAACAGAAGUCACAGUAACAAUGUAAACAACGCUGACAUGUCAGAGAUUCACCGCAGAACUCGGACAGAGCUCCAACAGCAGCAUAUCUGUAAGGAGGAUGAGGUUCUCGCCGGCCAGGAGGGAGAGCAGCUUGUCCUGAAGCAGCAGACUGAUGCCAGUAUGUUGACUCCUACUCAUGAGGAAAGUGACCACGGUGAAGCUCAGACUGUGAACUUGAGUAUUGAUAAAACUCAGAAUGCGGUGGAGGAGAUGCCCGCUGAGAGCCAAGAUCAGAACGGAGGCCAGCAUGGGGACUCAGGAUCAGCUAGAAAUGCAGAGCCACAACUAAAGAGGAGACUUCGCAAAAACAGAAGUCACAGUAACAAUGUAAACAACGCUGACAUGUCAGAGAUUCACCGCAGAACUCAGACAGGUAAAAAGCCUAUUGAAUGUUACACAUGUGGGAAAUAUUUUAAGUAUAACUAUUUAUGGAAGUUACACACAAGAGUCCACACAAAUGAGAGGCCAAAUUCUUGUGAAACAUGUGGGAAACAUUUCAAAAGUAAUUAUAACUUGACAGUCCAUAUGACAACCCACUCAGUUGACAAGCAGUACCUUUGCAAGACCUGCGGGAAAAGAUUUAGAACGCCAACAACACUGACCCGUCAUAUAAGAACCCACACAGGUAAGAAACCGUACCUUUGCAAGACCUGCAGGAAAAGAUUUACUGCACCAACAGCACUGAUCCGUCAUAUAAGAACCCACACAGGUGAGAAGCAGUACACGUGUAAAACAUGUGGUACACAUUUCAGGCGUGAAGCUCAUUUGACUGACCACAUUAGGUCCCACACAGGUGAGAAGCCAUACCUUUGUAACACCUGCGGGAAAAGAUUUAGUGUGCAAGCAACAUUGAUCCGUCAUAUAAGAACCCACACAGAUGAGAAGCCGUACAGGUGUAAAACAUGCGGUACACAUUUCGGGCGUGAAGAUCAUUUGACAGUCCACAUUAGGUCCCACACAGGUGAGAAGCCAUACCUUUGUAACACCUGUGGGAAAAGUUUUAGUGAGCCAACAACGCUGACCCGUCAUAUAAGAACACACACAGGUGAGAAGCCGUACACGUGUACAACAUGCGGGAAAGAUUUCAGUCGUGACGAUACAUUGAGAGUCCACAUGAGGUCCCACACAGGUGAGAAGCCGUACCUUUGCAAGACCUGCGGAAAAAGAUUUAGUGCGCUAAUAACACUGACCCGUCAUAUAAGAACCCACACAGGUCAGAAGGUGUACACUUGUAAAACAUGCCACAAAGAUUUCAGACAAAAAGUACAUCUGAAAGUCCAUAUAAGAACCCACACAGGUGAGAAGCCGUAUUCUUGCAAAACAUGUGGCAAAUGUUUCACAGUUAAUGCUCAGUUGAAAGUCCACAUGAGAAGAGCCCACACUGAUGAGAGGCAGAACAAGUGAGGAGCCGCAUAAUUUAAGUUCUUGUAGAAAUUUUCGUUUUUCUCAAAUCACAUUCUUAAAAUAUUUGAAGAUCGAGCUGAAACUCCUGUGUUGCAAUUGCUACGUCUUUGUAAUUGAAUGUAAAAUAUUUUUUUCCAACACGAGAUGACAGUAUCUUUGUGUAACGUUUUUUUAAUGACAUUGUUACUUCUAUGUAUGUUUUCAAACAGUAUUUCUGUAUUUUAGUUUCACAGUGAGUGCACAGGUGUGGCUGUUACAGUCAUGGUGUGAUCUGGAUGGUUGUUAUUUUUCCCAAAUGUCCAUUUACAGUGUUAGAAUUACUUUUUGUUUACAGUUAAACAAGAUGACUUUAAACCCAUGUUCUUCACAUAAUAUUUGAUAAUUUUAUAUAAAGCCUUUUACACUUCUUUGCAAGAAGUCAGAUCUUACCUUAUACUGGCAUCACUCAUCUAUUUUUUUUUAGAAAUCUUGUGAAAUGUGCAUUCUUUUCGCUAUUUUAAUAAAUUAACCCAUUCAUGUG